UAAUUUUAUUUUUAUACACACUUUGCGCAUGCGCACGGUUCUCAAACAUCCUGUUGACAUUCGCUACAAUAUUUGAAAACAAGAAAGAACAUGUGAUAUUAAGUGACAGUGAACGAUAUAGUGUGAUCAAACAGGCUUUUAUGUUUUUAAUUGUUGCAUUAAGACAAAACUUACAAUGGCCUUGCCAUCUAUGCCACAUUACUGGACGACUAGGAGGAAUGUCUAUGAACAGGCCAUAGUAAAAACCAGAAACCAUGAUGACCAUCUCCGAGAGAGGUGGAGCAACACAGCCAACUAUUUUAAGAAAUCCAACAUUGCGGCCUGUAAACAGAGUGAAUGGGAGUCAGAGAGAUCACUUAGAUCAAGUAUGGAUGCCUAUGAAAAAGGCAAAGACACAGAGAAGAAGGCCAAAAAUUUAGCUCUACGCAGAGAGAGACUUGCUGCCAUGUUGAGACAGGAGAGGUACAGGUUUGAGGCUGAACUGAAGGGAUACUCAGUGGAUAAUUAUGACCGCCUAGAGGACAUGAGAGACAGAGUGGACUCCCUAAAGAGUGCUCGUGAAGAAAAACGAAAACAUUUAGCAUCAGAAAAGCUGUAUGAAUAUUGGAGACAAAACAAUCCAGAUAUCAGAAAGCUUGAAUCAGAACAAUUAAAAGACCAUGUAGUGGAUAAAUGGAGCUCACAGGUGGAGGAAGUUCGCGAGAAAGAGGAACAGGAAAGGCAAGAAAAAGAAAGAUUCGAGAGAGAAAUGGAGGAGGAGAGAAUUGCAGCUCUAGAAGAGGAACGACGGAAGGAAGAAGAGAAGUUAGAAGAUGAGAAGAGGUGGAAGGACACUUUGAAGGAACAGAUGCUGGAACUCAGAGAUCGGGAGGCAGAGGCAGAGAGAUUGAAGAAGGAACAAGAUGCCCUACAAAAGGAGCAGUGGAGACUAGAAGAUUUAGAAGAAGAGCGUAAAAAGAUGGAGUCAGCUCGUGGGCAGAGAGAAAUGGGACGAAUGCUUCUGAGACAACACAAGGCUCAAAUGAUGAGAAGAUCUCGACAAAUCCAAGAGGAACUGGAACAAGACAAGAAAAUGUUGGAGGCUUUGAUUGAGAGAGAGAAAGAGGAAAGGGAAAUUCUGACCACGAGGCGAGAAAAAGCUCAAGCUGACGCUGAAUGGAUGAAGCAGGUGAUAGAAGACCAGCUCCGAGUGGAGAAGGCCAGAGAAGCUGAGCUAGACAUGUUGUACCAGGAAGAGGCUGCUCGAAUGUGGGAGAAGAGAGAUGCUGAGUGGGCGCGGGAAAGUAAAGCUCGCGAGAGACUGAUGAGAGAGGUAUUCAAGGACAGACAAGAGCAGAUUGAGGAGAAGCUAGAGGAAGUGCAAAGAGAGCGAGAGGAGUCGCUUCGGCAACGAGAACAGCUGAUCGAGGAGAUGGAGAUAGCCAAUCAGAUGACACAGCGGGACCUAGAGAGGGCCGAGGAACAGAAAGAGGCUCUCAAGCUUGAUCUGAAGGGACAGAUGACGGCGCGUCAGGAGCAGCAGAUGACGGCGCGACAGAGGAUGAAGGAGGAGGAGGAUCGGGAGCAACAGGAGGAGCGCGAGUACGAGGACUUCCUCCAGCAUGAGACGGAGAGGAUGAAGGUGCGCGGCUUUGCCCCAAAGAAUUUCGGAAGGAGAACGGCCUGGAUGUAGGUCACAUGACCCUUGCUGACUGGCCCAGCUCACUGCCCAACACUCGCACAGAGAUAAAUCAGAGGCCCACUCUCAGCAAAACCCCCCGACAAUUGUGAUAUUCCGUUUACAACAUGUAGAUCUUUUGUUGUCCAGAAAUCUCAUUUUGUGCAACUGUAGAGCAGACAUUUUAAAUUAUUCUCAUUUGAGAAUGUGCAUAACUGAAUAUAUGUAAAUAUCAAUAUUAUUUACACAUCAUAGAUUUUUAUUAUUAAAUGUUUUAUCAGGAAACAAG
Messenger RNA from Magallana angulata, 1946 nucleotides. Its product is annotated as trichoplein keratin filament-binding protein-like. Gene Ontology annotation, biological process: apoptotic process. NCBI's taxonomy places the organism in Eukaryota, Metazoa, Mollusca, Bivalvia, Ostreida, Ostreidae. Gene Ontology annotation, cellular component: keratin filament. Bases 176 to 1672 code for a protein of 498 amino acids. The transcript has 15 exons. The record is from RefSeq and is a predicted model, not a curated record.